Tachysurus fulvidraco (yellow catfish) is the source of this 2208-nucleotide messenger RNA. It is a transcript of the gene lmo4b, whose product is annotated as LIM domain only 4b. The record is from RefSeq and is a predicted model, not a curated record. Bases 703 to 1359 code for a protein of 218 amino acids. NCBI's taxonomy places the organism in Eukaryota, Metazoa, Chordata, Actinopteri, Siluriformes, Bagridae. The transcript is spliced from 6 exons.
GUCAGUGACACAUGUAGAGCAAAAGCGCAGCGGAGCGCUGAGUAGGACAGAAGAGCUGGAGAGGACGGACAGUGCGAGACGCACAGAGACACACAGAGAGAGAGAGAGCUGGAGAGGACGGACAGUGCGAGACACACAGAGACAUACAGAGACAUACAGAGAGCUGGAGAGAACGAACAGUGCGAGACACAGAGACACAGAGAGAGCUGGAGAGGACGGACAGUGCGAGACACACAGAAACAUACAGAGACGCACAGAGACACACAGAUACGCACAGAGAGCUGGAGAGGACGGACAGUGCGAGACACACAGCUUCGCGCGAAAUGAUCGAAUCUUUCCUGGAUCGCUUUUAACGACAACACGGACAUUUAAUCAACGUUAAAAGCAAGAACGCAAGAGUAAAAGGUGACGGCACCAGUGGAAAUAUAAUCUGAAAACUCCAUUCGGCUCUCUGUGUGCGCGCCGGAGCGCGCGCGUCGGCGUGCGUAAUUUUUGCACAGAAAAGCUGACUGCACAACAUUGGACUUUAAAACCGGACUUUUUCUUCCCCAGGGUUCUCCGAGAUUAUUACUAUUAGUAGUAGUAAUAUUAUUAAUAUUAGUAGUAGUAUAAAACGCACACGUCGCUGUAAUACUAUCGGAAUCCCCGCGCGCGACGGAAACAUCCGCCUUUUGUAUUUGAGAGAUUAAGAAAGCAAAGACCAUGGUGAACCCAGGAGGCAGUGCUCAGUCCGCACCAGUUGGAGGUGGUACCAUGUCGUGGAAGCGAUGUGCGGGAUGUGGAGGGAAGAUCGCUGACCGAUUUCUCCUCUACGCCAUGGACAGCUACUGGCACAGUCGCUGCCUCAAAUGCUCGUGCUGCCAAGCCCAGCUCGGAGAGAUCGGCACCUCGUGCUACACCAAGAGUGGCAUGAUCCUCUGCAGAAAUGACUACAUCAGGUUAUUUGGGAACAGCGGGGCAUGCAGUGCUUGUGGCCAGUCCAUCCCAGCCAGUGAACUGGUCAUGAGGGCACAGGGCAACGUGUAUCACCUCAAGUGUUUCACGUGUUCUACCUGCCGGAACCGGCUUGUCCCUGGAGAUCGGUUCCACUACAUCAACGGCAGCUUGUUCUGCGAACAUGAUAGACCCACAGCGCUCAUGAACGGCCACUUGAGUUCACUGCAGACGAACCCACUACUUCCUGAUCAGAAGAAGCCGUGCACCCUGGGGGCUGUGCUGAAGCGCUGCUCAAAACCGAGACAAAAAGAGACUAACUUCAUAAAACGUUCUUGUGUGUUAAAAGGGAGGAGUUGCUCAAAGCGGGAUGUGUGCCUUCAUUCCAGCCCUUGCUCAUUGUCACUGAAGAUCUCUCAGUCCUGACCUGACCGCCGCCCCACCCUCUUUUCCUAUUUCCUUCCGGAGUCGCAGUACUACCCCAGCUACCCCUUACGACAUCUCACAAUUCCUGUCUACACCCAGUCCCCCUCCUCGACCUGACCCCCGAUUGUAGGCGGAUUCCCAGCGUUGCAGCGCUUCCAAUGGAAAUUUGAGGACUCCGUGACUUAUGGGAGACCGAUCAGACCCUGUGGGACUCAAAGACAGUAAAAAGGAGAGAGAGAAAGAGAGAGGGAGGCAGAGAGAGUGAAAAGAGAACUAGAUCAAGCAGAAGGACAUUUUGGAUAAGCAAAAGAAAGAGAAAAGGAGAGUGUCAGACAAAUGAAGCUAAUCAGCUGCAGCUUUUCGAAUCGCAGUUCUUACGUUUGUUUGAUAAUUAACAGAGGCAAAACAGACUGUUUUUUUUCCUUUUUACUUCUUUUUUCCCUCUUUAAUUCCUUAUCUAUUCUCUUUUUCUUCAACACGCUAUCUACGCGUUCUAUAUUUUAAAUGUUGUAAAGGGAAUGUGUUUCGUUUUUUCGGGUGAUUCAAGAAUCUAAAAGACUGGGUUCCAAGAAGUAUCUGUGGCUUUUUUUGUGCAAAUCGAAUCAUGAACACUCUUGGUGUAUUUGUAAAACUAUCACGUAUGUAUGCAUGUAAAUGUUUUUGUCCCAACGUGGCUGCCGUACAUCCUCCACGUGACCCCGCCCCUUACCGGAACCUGAAACCAUGGCAACGAAGCUCAUAGCUGUCCACUUGUAAAUGCUGAAUGAGAGAGAAAUCUAUUUGUGAUAUUUUCAGAGACAUUGGCUCUAGUAUGGUGUAUUUAAUUAAUAAAAAACUUAAGAUUUAAAA